AUGCGUUCAGACGAGGGCAUAAAGGAAGUUGCCAAUAAGCUGCUGGAGCCGAAGAACCUCGGGGUUGUCUCAGUAGAGCCUUUGCAAUCUCUGUGGGCAGGAUAUGGCCAGAUCGUCCGGCUUCAGGCAAUACCGAUUAGUUCAGAAGCAUCUUCCCAAAUGCAGUCUCUGAUCCUGAAGCUCGUGACACCACCGACAGACGCCAGCAAAGCACGAGAUGAAGGCCAUCUACGCAAAGUCAUCUCAUACCAAGUUGAGCAGUACUUCUACUCCCACUUAGCAUCAUCGAUGCCUCCCAGCCUUGCCGUUUCCAGCUGUCUUGCCAGCUUAAACGAGCAAUCCAACGCCUCCAGUACCAUCGCCAUGGUCCUCUCGGAUCUCAAAGAGAGUUUCCCAUUGGCAGGCGAGAAACGUGGUGAGCUUAACGAGACGCAAGUCAACAGUGCGAUCAGAUGGCUGGCGACAUUCCAUGGAAUCUGGUGGAAGCGGCGCAACCUUUUGAGGGAUGGCGGCUUGAGGAAGCCACCUCUGGAAGAAGCGCAGAAUGAUGCGCAAGGUGGUGGCGUCUGGUUGAAUGGUGGAUAUACUUACCUCGCCACGAGACGAAAGGAAUAUCGAUCACUCUGCAACGACCAGCAGUCAGAAUGGUCAAGCCUGCUGUGCAGGCCUGUGGCAUCCGCCGGCCAGAGCAUCGCAGAGCUGGUAGCGAAGGUACUCUCACCAUCCGCCAAUGAAGGUACCAGGUUCGCCAUAUCAGACUACGAGACCCUUAUACACGGCGACGUCAAAUCCGAGAACCUCUUCACCACAACUUCCGGUGACGCCGUAGCAUUCUACGACUUCCAGUACGUCGGGCUUGGCUUAGGAGUCUGCGAUCUCGCAAAACUCUUCACGUGCUCAGUACCACUCGAGCUACUAGCCGGUCCAGAAAACACUCACCAACCCAUGUCUCAAGGCGAACAUAUGCUUCUCGAACCUUAUCGUCAGACCUUACAGGAAACAUCAGGCAAAGAUUAUCCGUGGGAUCUCUUCGAGCAGCACUGGAACACGGCGCUUGUGGACUGGCUGAGGUUUCAAGCGUCGUGGGGCUUCUGGGGUAAUACGGAGUGGUUGGAGGGGAGGGUGAGGUAUAUACUCAAGGAUGAGAAGUGGAAGGCUUGGUUGCUUGAGGCUGUUGGGGAGGGAGCUUAG
Messenger RNA from Fulvia fulva, 1191 nucleotides. RefSeq lists its product as uncharacterized. Lineage: Eukaryota; Fungi; Ascomycota; Dothideomycetes; Mycosphaerellales; Mycosphaerellaceae. The transcript has 3 exons. The record is from RefSeq and is a predicted model, not a curated record. The coding region runs from base 1 to 1191 and encodes 396 amino acids.